CCGUACUAGAAGUCGUAAGGUACGUACGGGACCGUACCGUAGAUAACUUCAAAGCCACAGGCAACCACUUCGAAAAUAAUUGAAAUGCCAGGAACGAUCAUAGUUCCUCAUCAAAUAUCCUCUUGACCACAAACUAAGUCGAAGAGGGACGAGACACCCAAUGGCGGAUGAAGCAAGAGCCCAGCGCCAAAGGGCACUGGAAGAGAAGAAGAAGCGUCUAGAGGAGCUCAAAGCUCGGAGGCAACAGCGAGCCACGAAUAGUAUUAGCGCCCAAGAUGCAGCCAAAGCGAAGAUAGCAGCAGCGUCCAAUUUAGACAAAUACAUUGAUGGUUUGCUUAAGGUACCAAAUAACCAUGUUGCGUCAACGAGCAGCGAAACCGUUGCAUCGUCGCACCAUCCGAUGGAAAACGGAACUGCAGGCGUAGAUAGCAGCUCAAAAAAGUCGGAAUCGACGUCGUCAUCUGAGACCAAAGCGGUCGGUGUUUCCGCUCCAAUCCAACAAACAAUGGCCCCAGUGGUCAAGACAGAAACCUUUGAAAUGGGAACCCAGACUUCCGUGGAGGAAUUCCCAUCGACAGGUUUGAGUGAAGCUGAGGAGGAGACCCAACCACCGUUGGCAAGUGGUGAUUUGCAGGGGUUAGACCCUGUCGAAGCAACCAAAAGCAACGAAAUGGGAGCAGAAGAAGUCUCAAAAGAAGCCAAAGUUUUAUCAACAGAAGAGGUAGAGAAAGAAUUAUCAUCAGAAGCAUUCUCAUCGUUUUUGAAUGUGACUUCGAAAAAGGUUGAGAGAGUUCUUGGGAGUGAUUUGUUGUCAAAUCUUUUGGCGGAUUACGAUGGAGGCAUUGAUGAUAAAGAUAGAGAUGCUAAGAAGAUUUCUGACGGCAGCAAAUUCUUGUCAUCUCGGCAGAUGUACGAAUGUCCAAAGUGGACUGCGUCAAGAGAUGUUACAGACAUGGAUUGGUCUCCACUUCACCGAGAACUAAUGCUUUGCGGAUACCAUAUGCCUUCUUCUACAUCGAGUCUAGGGCAACCUGUUGGAUCCUCGGCGGUCAAAGUCGUUUCGCCCGACGAUACACCCUCUGAUUCUCUCGCUCCUCGAAAUGGAGAACUGUUGUCUGAUGGGUUGGCGUUGGUGUGGAAUCUGGCUAUGCCAAACCGACCGGAACACAUAUUCACAUGCGGGAGUCCAGUGACCACAGUUCGUUUUCAUCCUACAGAAUCCACCCUUGUAAUUGGUGGUUGCCAGAGUGGACAAGUGGUUGUUUGGGACAUAAGAGCUGGACGAAUGCCAGUUCAAAAGUCUGUGCUCACAACGACGGUUUCCGGAAACAGCAAAGGGCACACCCAUCCCAUUUGUGCAAUGGAAGUGAUCGAAGGAGGCGUAAGUUCAUUAACAUCAUCAUCGCGUGCUUUACUGAAAAUUUUGUUUUUUCGUUUAUGUUCACCCAUCGUGUCUCUUUUUUGUCACUUUAUGCAACAAUAGGCGGGGCUAGUUACUGCCGCAACAGA
Molecule: messenger RNA, 1509 nt
Organism: Pseudo-nitzschia multistriata
Lineage: Eukaryota; Bacillariophyta; Bacillariophyceae; Bacillariales; Bacillariaceae
Source: the annotation of a GenBank genome assembly